AAUGACCGUCUCGUUGCGUACUCCGCCUCCACAUUAAAGUGGCGGGCCGUGUGCAAAUCCCACGUGUGACGCGCGGUUCCUUCCGUAGUUACAUUUUAUUCCAUAUUGUAAAACAAACACGGCGCUCAACUGACGAAGAUCAGGCCGGCAAACCAGGAGGAGCCGCAGCAGGUGGGCGCCGAGGGGCGGGUGGAGUGAGUCGAGAGCCGAGGGUGAGGAGGCCAGGGAAGUAUGAGUGCCACCACGGAGUGCUACAAGUGCCACAAGCUGGGACACUUUGCUCGCGAGUGCUUCCAGGAUGGUGGCAGUGGGGGAGGGGGACGAGGUGGCAUGGGCGGAGGGGGACCACGGGGCGGGGGCCGCGGCGCCUCCCGAGGCCGCAUGGACUACAAGCCUCCGAUUAGAGAGAAGUGCUACAAGUGCAACCGGAUAGGCCACUUUGCCAGGGACUGCAAGGAGGCCGAGGACCGGUGUUACCGCUGCAACGGCACUGGUCACAUCUCCAAGGACUGCCAGCAUGGCCCAGAUGAAAUGUCGUGCUACAACUGUGGCAAAAUGGGCCACAUUGCACGUGAGUGCAAGGAGCAGGAGAAGACGUGCUACAUCUGCCACAAGCAGGGACACAUCUCCAGGGAUUGCGAGCAGGAUGAGAGAAGGCGCGCACUAGCACAAGUGCUGUCCCACGCACCAAGGUGUCGGUUCACUCUGGCUGGGACUACUCAGCAUGCACUCGCCAGUCUGCUGUCUCGCUUACCACGGUGUCGGUUCACUCUGGCAGGCAGUGUUCCAGCGUCCCGAAUGAUGAGUUCGGGGGGCGGCAGGGUCGACUCUUUAGAAAACGGGAGCCCCCUCCAAGACGAACCACCGCCAUCACCAUAGGCCGCGACGGCGGCAGCGUUUUUCUCGUGCACAGAGCGGGAACGGAAUUUCGCACACUUCCUCGUCCUUCCCCAUCCCAUGCGUGCCUCCCCCUGCUGCUUGUCCCAGCUGCUAUGGAGAGAUGGCGGCGUGUUGUUCUCCAGCUGCUGCCUUUCCCAGAAACUGAGCUCUCCUUCGUAUCACCCUCGCUGUUGAAAAUGCUCCUUGAGAAUCUGUUCCCUACUUUCUAAUUUUUGUUUGUUCUUUUGUGCAUGGUAUUAAGGGCAAGUUUGGAAUAGUCUUUAUUCCCUGAGUUAAGGUGCUGAAAGCUGGAUGCAUGUAAUUGUGUUAUGUAACAUACACAUUUUCUGAAUGAGGCCUAUCUUUUGUUUAUAUAAUAUUUUAACUGAUUGAUUGAUUUAUUUAUUGAUUCUUUAUUGGCUUAUCACAUACAUGUGAAGGGAAAAACCAUUCAAGGAUGGCUUGAGGGAGUCCUUCGCCCCCAUGCUGGCAUACUGGAACCAGUGAGACCAAAAUAGAUAAUGUAUUUGGAAAAAAUUGUACAGAAUUAUAUAUUUGCAAGUUUUCAGCACCAUAACUCGGAAAGUAGAUAUGUAUUAAAAAUAUUUGGCCCAAGACCUUGCUCUUAAAAGGAGGCCCAGGUGUUCAAUUUAGCCAAAUGCUGCUGUAACUGCUUUUUUUAAUUUGGCAGUUUUGUUUGUUCGAAAGGGUUAAUUUUUAUUGUUGCAGACUUGUAACCUUGCACUGUUGCGGUGUGGUUUUUCUAAUUGUUUGGUUAUUGUUUCCAUUAAUUUCGAGAUGGAGUUCAAUAGUUCCUAGUGCCAAAAAGAGGUGCAGUGUGUUUUGUUCUUUCUCUCCCCUCUGUACACCCCUCUCUCUCCCUUGCUUUCAGUUUCUUUCUUUUUGCUUCUAAGAUUUAGAUAUUGUAGUUCUCUGUUAAUGCCUGCACAAAGUUAUUGGCUGCCUUUUUUUUCCUCGUCACUUGUUCGCUGUGUUGCACUGAGAAAAGACAAGCUGUGCGUUGUGGUUCGUUGGCUGUACAUAAAGAAGCUAUUUUCUUGUUUGCUCAGGUGAUAAAAUAAAGAGGGAGUGAUAAAAAAAAAAGAAAAUGAAGGGCA
This is a messenger RNA of Dermacentor albipictus, 1997 nucleotides long. Its product is annotated as CCHC-type zinc finger nucleic acid binding protein-like. Gene Ontology annotation, biological process: positive regulation of cytoplasmic translation. Lineage: Eukaryota; Metazoa; Arthropoda; Arachnida; Ixodida; Ixodidae. Gene Ontology annotation, molecular function: translation regulator activity; single-stranded RNA binding; mRNA binding. The record is from RefSeq and is a predicted model, not a curated record. Gene Ontology annotation, cellular component: cytoplasm.